Molecule: messenger RNA, 1857 nt
Organism: Mycena indigotica
Lineage: Eukaryota; Fungi; Basidiomycota; Agaricomycetes; Agaricales; Mycenaceae
Exons: 5
Coding region: 1-1857 (618 amino acids)
Biological process (GO): amino acid biosynthetic process
Molecular function (GO): aspartate kinase activity
Source: RefSeq, a predicted model, not a curated record
AUGUCCAUUUCAUCUGGAUCGUCAUCUCCUUCGUCAUCAUUGUCCUCUUCUCCUCCACGCACUCCCCCGAAUCUGCAUCAAAACAGCAUCGACCCUUCGUCGCCAUGGCUCGUGCAAAAAUUUGGUGGAACGAGCGUUGGAAAGUUUGCAGUGGGUAUUGCGAGGGACAUUGUCUCAAGCUAUAUCGACUCCAACAAGGUCGCUAUAGUAUGCUCGGCGCGUUCAGGAUCGACAAAAGCAUUGGGAACGACCAACUUAUUACUGAAAGCGGCAUCAGAAGCCCUCCAACGAAGACCGAAAACACAGUCCGGUUAUACCACUCCAGUAUCCAAUGGCAUAUUCGGACGCCUUUCUGAUGGUUCUCAAACGCCAUCGAGCAGCCCUCGCAGUAGUACUGAGGGCUAUCCUUGGUCUGGGAUGACACCUAUAAUACCUCAACUAGAAACUCUUCCUGCUUUUCAUGCAACUGUGGAUUUGAUACGUCAGGAGCAUUUCAAUGCUGCUCGUGCCUGUGUUGGUGACCAAUCCAUUCUACAAGAACUCGAAGCAGAGAUCGAGCGCGACUGUGAAUGGCUGCGGAGUUUCUUGUAUGCGUCCCAGGCGCGUCUUGCCACAUUUUAUCCGGCGAACUUAACUUACGGGCCGUUGCAGGUGAUCGACGAGAUUUCCCCGCGAUCGAAAGACACCAUUGUCGGGCUAGGAGAGCGACUAGCAUGCAAAUUCAUGACGGCUGUACUUCGCGACCAAGGCAUUGACGCAGAGUAUGUGUCUCUGGAAGAUAUUGUGCCUGUAGCGGAAGACGAGUCGAGUGACGAUGACUCCUUAGAUCAAGAGUUCUAUGACCGCCUUUCCGAGGCCGUUGGCGAGCGUAUCAAGCAAUGCGGCCCCAGAGUUCCCGUCGUUACAGGCUUCUUUGGACCCGUACCAGGCUCCCUAUUACGCCAGAUUGGUCGUGGAUAUACCGACUUACUUUCUGCUUUACUUGCAGUUGGCCUCGAAGCAUCUGAACUGCAGAUUUGGAAGGAGGUUGAUGGAAUCUUUACUGCUGAUCCUCGCAAAGUACCAACCUCGCGACUUAUCAGCAUCAUUUCACCGGCAGAGGCAGCUGAGCUGACCUACUAUGGCAGCGAAGUGGUACAUCCAUUUACUAUGGAGCAGGCUAUUCGGCGCAAGAUACCCAUUAGAAUCAAGAAUGUCGAGAAUCCACGAGGGGGAGGAACUGUCAUCCACCCAGACCCAGAGGAAGACGAUGCUGGCCAAAUUGAAGACGAUGUUGGCAGCGUUCCUGAACCAGCUUCUCCCGUCGCUCUCGCUCUUCUAAGAGCUCGAGCCACCGAAAACCAUCAUCCCAGGCAUCCCACGGCCGUGACAAUCAAAGAGCACAUCGUUGUCCUCAAUAUCAACUCGAAUCGCAAAAGCGUCUCGCAUGGCUUCCUUGCCGGUAUUUUUGAGACGCUGGAUCGAUUUGGGGUUGUUGUGGACCUCAUCAGCACAAGUGAAGUCCACGUGAGUAUGGCGAUCGAGGACGGGUUGGCAAAGAAAGUCUUGGAGAAGCUAUUGAAGGAGCUGCGCAAGAUUGGCACCGUCUCAGUGCAUCAUGAUAUGGCAAUUCUCUCCUUAGUAGGGAAACAUAUGCGCAAUAUGAUUGGUAUUGCUGGACGGAUGUUCACCACACUAGCCCAAGGCAAGGUCAACAUCGAAAUGAUUAGCCAAGGUGCCAGCGAGAUCAAUAUUUCUUGUGUUAUCGACGGAAAGGACGCGGUCAAGGCGCUAAACCUCAUCCACCAAAGCUGUUUGCAGCCUCCAGAAGCGCUUCCUGCCCCUAAAAGCAUUGCUGUGGGACCGUGGCUCUUUUAG